UCCAACCCCCCUCUUUGGCAUGGGAAACCUUUCUCCUCUAAGAACGUGCUUGUCUCUCUUAGUGACGGCCUUCCUUCCAGGCUCUCUUGCAAAUAUAUCUGGCAUUCAGCACAAACCCCCAAGCUAAAAAUAUUUCAAUGGAAAGCAUUUAUGGGUUGCCUUCCAUUUCCUGACCUGACUACAAGAUUCUCGGCCAGUCUCCCCAGUAGAUGCCCCUUGUGCAAAACCAAUGGAGAAACCUUGGAUCACACUCUUGCCUCUUGUUCCGUCAGCAUGCAAGUAUGGAAGUAUUUUGCAGCCCUCAUUGAUGCUCCAAAACCAUCUGCAGAACUACGACUUAAUCAAAUCUUCCUCACCUGGUGGUUCAGUGCCGAGACAUCGUCAUUUAAGGGCAUCCUUAGACUUGUCCUGCCAGGAGUCAUAUCUUGGCAUCUUUGGAAAGCAAGGAAUCAAGCUACUUUUGACGGAUCAAUCCCGUCUAAGGAAACUAUCAUUCAGAAAUGCUUCUAUCACAUACAAGCUUGGAGUUAGGCCUCUAGACGAAAGAGAUGGUCCCUUCUCUAAUUCCAAUGGCAGGCUCUCCAUUCAUCUUGAAAGCAAACGGUCUCUGGAAGAAAUGAAUGCAAAAUCAGAGCUUCCCUUAGCCACUGCAAGUCUGGCCCAUAUCGAAGAUUCUGAGGUUCCAAGAAUCACAAUACUCCCCCCGGAUAGUGGAGUGACCCAUGGUAGAAGUGAGGACCCAGUUUCUGCUGGGUGGCAAGACCCAUUAGUUGAUGCCCUUGAUAUCUGCUCUGUUGUGCAGGAGGAUUGCACUUCGUCCAUUCCAGGCUUACUUUUUCAAAUAGACAUCCUUGAUCUAUGCAGCAAAGAAAAGAACACUUUGAGUCUUACUUCAAGGAAACCUCUUGCUAUANCAAGUCUGGCCCAUAUCGAAGAUUCUGAGGUUCCAAGAAUCACAAUACUCCCCCCGGAUAGUGGAGUGACCCAUGGUAGAAGUGAGGACCCAGUUUCUGCUGGGUGGCAAGACCCAUUAGUUGAUGCCCUUGAUAUCUGCUCUGUUGUGCAGGAGGAUUGCACUUCGUCCAUUCCAGGCUUACUUUUUCAAAUAGACAUCCUUGAUCUAUGCAGCAAAGAAAAGGUUUUAGAAUUAUGUUGCAAGGGAGAUUUUGAAGAGGAAUUCAAACUUCUAGAGCCCCUGUUCACAGAACACUUUGAGUCUUACUUCAAGGAAACCUCUUGCUAUAUUAGGGAAGCAUUGACUAUAGGGCUGGUUCGUGACAAGCUGCAGAAGGGGAUUUUGAAAAAUGGUAAGGGUAAAGCCUUCAAGAUGACAAGACAGGUGGCUAAAAGCAUCGAGGUUGUUGAUUCUGUCAACAUCAAGGGCAUUCCUGCUCUUUUCUCUAUUGUGGAAGAGCUUAAGAGGGAUGUUUCUUCAUUUCUCUCCACCAGAUUUGGGUUUGUCCUCUACUGCUUUAAGGUCGUGGUUAAGGCAAAAACCAUAGGUUUUUGGCUAACCACCCACCCAGCGAUGGGAAUAACAUCCCAUCGAUGGGUAAGUAGCCCCUUAGCCAAACCAACUUCCAGAACCAUGCCAAACAGCGAUGGGAAGCUCUACCCAUCGCUGUUCAAGCCUUGGUCCAACAUUAUCACAAGGCAGAAUGCCCUUACCCAGCGAUGGGAAGAUUUACCCAUCGAUGGGAACCCAGCGAUGGGAAGGCAUGACCGUUGGAAGUCAUUUAAGGUUGAUUCUUUCCUUGUUUGGAAGUCAACCUCCAACCCAGUGAUGGGAAGCUUGUACCCAUCGAUGGGAAUUGGAGAAGGUCAAUCAACAUCUAGGCCACUGCUUUUUGAUGGCACUAACUACACAUAUUGGAAAGAGCGGAUGAGAAUUUAUAUCCGCUCAACCAACUUCCAGUUGUGGUUGGUCAUCAAAAACGGCGAAGAAACGCCAAUGAAGAAGGUCGAUGAAAAACUCGUCCCAAAGACCGAAGACGAAUUUGAUGCCGAAGACAUCAAAAAAGUGGAGAACUACGCCAAGGCAAUCAACAUGCUGUACUGUGCGGUCAAUCCUGAUGAUUAUCGCAAGAUCUCUUGCUGCACCACGGCAAAAGAAAUGUGGGACAAGCUGGAAGUCACAUAUGAAGGUACGGACCAAGUUCGGGAAGCCAGAAUUGACUUCCUAACGCAGGAGUAUGAGAUGUUCAGGAUGAAGGAGCACGAGAAGAUUGACGAUAUGUUCGACCGUUUCUCCAAGAUAGUCAACGAUCUUCAUGCAUUAAAGAAGACGUACACCGAUAGGGAUCUUGUGCGAAAGAUCCUACGGAGCUUGACAUCCGAAUGGCGAUCCAAGGCCGAUGCCAUCUAUGAAUCAAUCGGCACAUCAAAUGUCACCAUCGAUGGCCUAAGAGGUAAUCUAAAAACCUAUGAAUCGACUAUUCUUAAUCCGUCUUUGAAUGACCAAAGGAAAGGGAUAGCACUAAAAGCCGUCAAAGAAUCAACGAUGGAUGAUUCAAGUGACGAUGAUGANAACCAAUAUUUUCCCAAAAUAGGAUGAAUAUGGUUAGGCCCCCUAGCUAUUAUCAACCUAGGCACAUGUUCAACCCAAACGUAGUAUGCCACUAUUGCAAUAGGGUAGGACAUAUAGCUCCCGUGUGUUUCACCAGACAUAGGCACUUCACCUACAAUGAAACACACAACGUAUUUGGUGCUAAUGAAAAGAAAUCCUUUGG
Molecule: messenger RNA, 2729 nt
Organism: Cuscuta campestris
Lineage: Eukaryota; Viridiplantae; Streptophyta; Magnoliopsida; Solanales; Convolvulaceae
Source: the annotation of a GenBank genome assembly